Molecule: messenger RNA, 1836 nt
Organism: Phodopus roborovskii (desert hamster)
Lineage: Eukaryota; Metazoa; Chordata; Mammalia; Rodentia; Cricetidae
Product: zinc finger protein OZF
Exons: 5
Coding region: 82-1707 (541 amino acids)
Biological process (GO): regulation of transcription by RNA polymerase II
Molecular function (GO): RNA polymerase II cis-regulatory region sequence-specific DNA binding; DNA-binding transcription factor activity, RNA polymerase II-specific
Source: RefSeq, a predicted model, not a curated record
UCUCAUGUCUUCUGUCUUUUCUAGGAACUCUUUGUAAGGGACUCAGACUCCAUUCUUGAAGAAAAGAUAAAGGUAGAAAAGAUGGUGGCUGAUUGCCUGACAAAUUGUUACCAGGUCUCAGUAACUUUUGAUGAUGUGGCUGUGGACUUCACACAAGAAGAAUGGAUUUUAUUGGAUCAAGCUCACAGAGACCUCUACAGAGAAGUGAUGCUGGAGAACUACCAGAACCUGGCCUCAGCAGGAUGCGAGGUCAUCAAACCCAGUCUGAUCUCCUGGUUGGAAGAAGAGGAUUUGCACAGAGAAGAUCUCCAAGAAUGGGAAAUGCCACUUGGCACCAACGAGUCAACAUUGCGUCAGGAAUUUUUGAGAGGACAAACUUUCAGUGGAAUACAAACAGUCAGAAGCCAUAGUGCACGAGAACUCUGUUACUAUGUACAAUGUGGAGAAAUCUUCAGUGAACAUUCAUAUUUCAAGACACAUGUGAAAACUCACAGUAGUUGCAACACUGGACAUUUUACUCAUUCAAGUCAUGAUGCCUCUGUUCAGGUGCACACCAUAAAAACAUAUCCAUGUAAGAUUUGUGGAAAAGCCUUUGGACGUUCUUCAAAUCUUAAUAGACACUUACGGAGUCACACUGGAGAAAAACCCUAUGAAUGUAAGGAAUGUGGGAAAGCCUUCACUACCUACUCAAGGCUAGUGGAACAUUUUAGAACUCAUACUGGAGAGAAACCGUAUAAAUGCAAGGAUUGUGGAAAAGCCUUUGCUAAGAGGUCAGGCCUCAUAACACAUAUAUCAACCCAUGCUUCAGAGAAACCUUUUGCAUGUAAAGAGUGUGGGAAAGCCUUUGCUUCAUCCCCACGCCUUAGUCAGCAUGUAAGAAUUCACAGUGGAGAGAGACCCUACAUAUGUAAGGAAUGUGGAAGAGCCUUCCUCACUUCCUCAUACCUACGGAACCAUAUAGGAAGAACUCACAGUGGAGAGAGACCCUAUAUAUGUGGAGAAUGUGGAAAAGCCUUCCAUUCUUACUCAAAUCUACAUAGACAUGUGAGAACUCACAGUGGAGAAAGACCCUAUAUAUGCAAGGAAUGUGGGAAAGCCUUCCUCAAUUCCUCAUACCUACAUAACCAUAUAAGAAAAACUCACAGUGGAGAGAUGCCACAUAUAUGUGGAGAAUGUGGGAAAGUCUUCCAUGCUUCCUCAUACCUUCGUAGACACUUACGAACUCACAGUGGAGAGAGGCCAUGUAUAUGUAAGGAGUGUGGGAAAGCCUUCCUGAACUCCUCAUACUUACGCAAACAUCUGACCAUUCAUACCGGAGACAAACCCUACGAAUGUAAAGAAUGUGGAAAAGCCUACCGUAGGUAUAAUUUGCUACAUGACCACUUAAAAACUCACACAGUAGAAAAGCCAUUUGAAUGUGAUGCAUGUGGAAAAUCUUUUCAGUACUUUUCAUACCUUACUAAACAUGUUCGUAUUCACACUGGAACAAAACCCUAUAAGUGUAAGUACUGUGGGAAAGAUUUCACUACUUCCUCAAGCCGAACUGAGCAUAUCCGAACUCACACUGGUGAGAGGCCCUAUGAGUGUACAGAAUGUGAGAAAACCUUUACUUCAUCCUCUAACCUCAUUCACCAUGUGAAAAUCCACAGUAGAGAGAAACCUUUUGUUGAGACUGUAGGGAAGCCUACAGCAGAGUUUACAUACUAACCAAACACUAGUAACUCAUGGUGAACAAAAUGACUUCAGAAAGAAGGAAUGCCAAAAAUCCAUAAUCCCUCAUGUCUUGACUUCAUCAUAUUGGAGUUUGCACUAUUAAGAAACUAAUGUGGAACAGCC